Molecule: messenger RNA, 2490 nt
Organism: Periophthalmus magnuspinnatus
Lineage: Eukaryota; Metazoa; Chordata; Actinopteri; Gobiiformes; Gobiidae
Gene: lrrc45
Product: leucine rich repeat containing 45
Exons: 17
Cellular component (GO): centrosome
Molecular function (GO): protein binding
Source: RefSeq, a predicted model, not a curated record
CAUACUUAUGUUUACUUCCGCGUUACGGUUAACUUCAUGGAUCUAGGUUAACUUCAGUUGACAGUAGUGAUCCUUCAGCUUGUGUGGGUAUGGGUGAUCUGAGGACCGUGUACCUGAGCCUGUGCAGGGAGAACGGUGUGGAACCUCAGCAGGGUAUCCUAUCCCAACUGCAGAGGGGGACACGAUUGAACUUGAGCGCGCACAGCCUGUCUGGAGACACCUGCUCCAUACUGUCCAGGACUCUCCAUAAGAACCAUUCAGUCACAGAGCUGCUGCUGAGUGACUGUAUUCUCAGCGAGGAUGGGGCCGUUGCACUCUUAACUGGACUCAUUGGAAACACCUCUCUGAAAGUCCUUGAUCUGAAGGGUAAUAACCUCAGAGCUGCUGGAGCUGAAGUUCUGGGAAGGUUGCUAGCACAAAUAAUUCCUUAAACAGGUGAAGUUUAUCAAAAUAAUGUCUGUCUCAGGGGCCACUUACCAUUGUGUAUUUUUUUCUUUUCGUCCACUCUUCUUUGUGUAAUCAGGUUGGUGCUGGAGUGGAAUGCACUUGGCUUGUGGGACGAGGCCUUUUCUCUCUUUUGUGAAGGUCUAGCCUCAAACUCUGGUCUGAAACAGCUGGAUCUGCGGAACAAUCAGAUCAAUCCCCAGGGAGCGUCAGAGCUAUCUCAAGCCAUCAGACGCAACAACAGCCUAGAAAUGUUAGAUCUGAGAUGGAACAACAUUGGUCUCUUGGGGGGGCGCUCUCUUUUAGAGGCUCUGCAGAAGAAUAAGUGUCUCGUUCAGCUGGAGAUAGCAGGAAACAAUAUCCCGAGCGACAUGGUGCGAGCCCUAGAGCAGAGCACAGCACAUAACAGUGAACAGCAGAAUGCAAUGAGGGAGAACCGCAACAGAACACAGGUGCUCAGUAAAGAGAUCCAGAUCCUGAAGGAGGAGAAGGGACGACAGUUUCUGAGUCUAAUGGAGACCAUAGACCAACAGCGAGAUGAGAUAGGGCGCUCAAACAGAUGUACAUCUUUGCAGAUGGCCCAACUCCAGGAAGCCCUGAAUGAGAGGACAUCAGCUAUCAGUUCUCUUACUGCCAAGUUACAGAUGGCUGAGGCUGCAUUGGCUCUGUCUGAACAGAAGAACACCAACAUGGCCACUCUGCUCACUCAGACAAAAACUGAGAAGGAGAAACUGUGGGAACAGCACAAACAAGAGAAGAAGAAAGAACUUGAGAACAGUGUUCUUAAAGAAAGCAAGCUUCUCAAAGAAAUUCAGAGUCUGACCAACAACAAUGUUCAGCUCAGAGAUAAGGUGGAGGAAAUGGAGCACAGGUGCAAGUCCCAGCAGCAGCACAUUUUUGAGCUCAAACAACAACUGACCAACAGCACAGCAGAGCUCAAGAUUCGACUGGCCCAAACAGAAGACCGACUGGAUAAGGAAAAACUAUAUUCAAAACAGGCUUUGGAGAACCAAAAUAGCCUGCACCACAAAGAGGUGGAGAAUGUGAAUCGUCAUCUAGAGGAGAGUGAGAGAGCUUUACAAGAACGCAUUUUUAAACUUGAAGCUCAGAGAAUCAAUUUGGAAGAGGAGGUGAGCCAGGCCAAAGCUCUGUGUGCAAGUGAGCGGGUCCAGGCACAAGAGGAGCUAAGCCGUGUGAGGGCACAGCUUCGACUGGAGGAGAGGGAGCAGGUAUCCUCUUUGAGGGAGAAGCUGUCCUCCCUUCGCUGUUCCCUGCAGGAGGCUCAGCUGCACGCUUCCCAACAGAAGGACCUCAUCUCGGAGCUGCAGGCCCGGAGCAGCCAGCAGAGCUUGGAGGUGGACACUCUCAGGCGGAGAAUUGACGAGCUACAGCAGGAACUGUCGGGGAAAGAGCAGGAGAAGGUGGCGGAAGUGAACAAAGUGCGGGUGGAGCUUCAGGAGCAGAUUGGACGUUUGGAAACUGAGAGGGCAGCUCAAACAGGACUCAAAGAGAGGAUAGGCGCUCUGGAAAGAGAGAUGAAAGUGCAGAGUAGCAACCACAGGGAGGCGCUCCGGGACAAGGACAGUGAGAUCACGUCAUUGUUGGAGAAAGUGCGGCUGAGAGACGUUCAGAUCCAGAGAAUAACAGAGGCUGAGGCACAGAGAGCCAACUACCUGCAGAGUGCCAUUCUCACCUAUGUACAGAGCUCACCACUGGGGCACUUCAACAGUCCAAACAAGCCCCUCUGACCCACACAAACUGUUCUACUCAUUGAGAUUGAGAUGACAACUUUUCAACUUAGAGGCAGACAGCAGAUGCUAACCGCUCUGCCACUAACAAGGCCAAACACACUCCACCCACACAUCUGCACUGAUCUUAACAUGAAGGUCAGUAAGUCUUUAUUAGCCAUGUCUAGUGUGCUGAAUACCAUUGCAGAAGCGGUAAGACAGAUCCACUUGUGCCUACAUACUGUGAAACAAUCUCAAGUCUGUUUUUUUAAACCAUGCCAAUGCUGGUACAUUUUUUGUACACUGUAGAUUCAGGUAA